This is a messenger RNA of Fusarium falciforme, 1551 nucleotides long. RefSeq names its product Mitomycin radical oxidase. Lineage: Eukaryota; Fungi; Ascomycota; Sordariomycetes; Hypocreales; Nectriaceae. The record is from RefSeq and is a predicted model, not a curated record. The transcript has 5 exons. Gene Ontology annotation, molecular function: FAD binding. Bases 1 to 1551 code for a protein of 516 amino acids.
AUGGCUACAUCGACGCAGCAGCAGAUUGAAUUUCUUUCCGGGCUCGGACUGAACUCGCAGCAAAUUACGAGCAUUCAGGGUCGCGGAGGAGCAUCCGGGCAAUUCGCCGAGCAUGUACUCACUGCGAUUUAUCCCACUGCCGUGGAGAGUCCCGAAACACCAGCAUACGAUGAGGCAGUGAAGGGGAACUGGUCAGCGUUGGCCCGAAAGCGCCCUUCGAUUGUCUUUCGUCCCUCGUCGGCUGAGGAGGUCGCCAAAGCUGUGGUUAUCCUCGAGUUCUCCGAUCAGAAAUUUGCUAUCCGAGGAGGCGGCCACUCCCCGAAUCCGGGAUGGGCCAGUAUCGAGCAAGGCGUCCUCAUCUCCACUGACCGGUUGAAUGGUCUUCAAUAUGACGAGUCCUCCAAGAUUGCUCGCAUCGGUGCUGGAAAUCGGUGGGGAAUGGUUUAUAGUUAUCUGGAGCCGUAUGGGGUCCUCGUCACUGGCGGCCAUUCGUCGCCUGUUGGCUGCGUAGGCCAGAUCACGGGCUGCGGAAACUCACCCUGGUUCCACAAAUACGGCUGGUCCUGCGAGAAUGUUGUGAACUUCGAGGUUGUCACAACGGGCGGAAAGAUUAUCAACGCCAAUAAGGACGAGAACGAAGACCUGUGGUGGGCACUCAAGGGCGGCUCAAACAACUUCGGCAUCGUCACCCGCCUGGAUAUGUCGACCUUCCCAGUCUCGAACGGGGUCUGGGGUGGAAUCAUCAUGCAUGACUGGAGCACGGAUACGCAGCGCAAGUGGGCUGAAGCUUACUACAAAUUCCAGACGGAGAACCUGCUGGAAGACUCUGGUGUCGAGUCCCUCACAGGCUGGAGCAUGACUGGGGGUCACAAGUACCUCCAGAGUGUGCUUUCGGCGGAUAGACAAAUCUCCGAGAAAUCUCACCCAACGGCUUUUGACUGCUUCUUCGACCUGAACCCAACGUCGAUCCUGACCAGGAACUGCACGCCUUUCCAGCUGGCCUAUCAUGAUGAUCCAGAUGCAGCUGCAGCAAGUGGAGGGCAAAAUAUAUACUUCUCUGAGAGCACGCGGUCUUCGAUGCUUUGCUUGACUGUCAAGGCGAACCUGGAGUUUUAUUAUGAAGCCGUUGAUAUAUUCUACGAUUCGUUCAAAGAUUCUGCCCAAGCCACCGACGCAUCUGCCACCUUGAACAUGUCAGCCAUCUCGGGCAGAACCAUGCGCGAAUCAAACCAGCGUGGCGGGACCCCUCCUGGCUGGGCCGAGGAAGACCAAUCCAUCGUCUUUCUCGACAACGCAUGGCUGCAUGAGAAAGACACUGAGUACAUCCUGAAUGCUGGAAAGCAGUGCAUCACUCGGCUUAGAGAAGCCGCACAGGCUCGUGGCGUAUUGAUGCCUCAGAUUUGGAUGAACAAUGCGGCAUCAGACGACGACGUCAUUGCGAGCUACGGGACAGAGAACUGGACCAAAUUGCGAGAUAUAUCGGUCAAGUACGACCCCAAGAGAACCUUCCAGCGCCUUUGCGCUGGGGGCUACAAGAUUGAAAAGAGCUGA